CUUGUGACAGACCCGAUAGCAGGAAAACGAUUUUUGAGUUUCAAAGGAGUUUACGUAAACAACUUUGAAGGUGAUGGUGGACGAGAGAUGAGUUGGUAAACGAAAUGACGUUAAUUUAAAUUGAACCCAGUCUUAACUAUACGUCGUCUUAAUUUGACCAAGUGGUAAUGGGUUUGGGAGGUAUUACCGACUUGGCGCAUGGCGAGUGGUGAAGUUUCUAGUUUCUUGGUCGCGUUGUCUUUGUUUUGUCACACGUUUUUACUCUUUCAGUCGCGCACAGGCACUUUUUAGAAUUGCAUGACGCUCAGGGGAAAUCAACAAAAAUCAAGACCUCAAGGUGAGAGUGCAGGCAGCUGAGAUUACAGUGAUACAGAAAAUCUGAAAGCGUUAACAGACCAUGUCGGAUAUGGAUAAUAAACCCCUUCUGCAAGACAAGCCCCCAGCUUAUAACACUGUUUCGGGGCCGUAUGAAUAUGGUCAACAGCAAAAUUAUGGCGCUAUCCCAGCGGCUGGCCCGCCACCUCCUGGAUUUCAGCAGCCACCACCACCGCCGCCCUAUAACUAUCCCGCUGGACAAGCUUAUCCUGCUGUGCCAGGCCAGGUGCCAGCUGUGGCUCAGCAGCCCACCUUCGGCGGCACUUACACCAUCAUCCAGCCCUCCGUGGUUGUGGUAGGGGGCUGCCCUGCCUGCAGGGUUGGGGUGCUGGAGGACGACUUCACCUGCUUGGGCAUCCUGUGUGCCAUCUUCUUCUUCCCCAUUGGCAUCCUCUUCUGCCUCGCCCUGCGCCAGCGGAGGUGCCCCAACUGUGGUGCCACGUUCGGCUAGAGCCACCGAGGACCAAAACAGAGCAGCGGCCAGAAUGAUGGCGGUGGCGGGGACCCAGGCCUGGCCUCUCUUGCCCAUGCUUUUAUCUUUAUUUUGUCAAUCAUAUUUGCACACCAGUAAUGCCAUGCAUAAAAAAACACAUCUAUUGAUAAUGAGAAUCUUAUUUUUUAAGAUGCAUGUGAUGAUAAAUGUAUUGUUCAUUUUUACAUGACGAGACAAUGUUAAUGAUCGACAACUCGGUGAUUAGCUGCCCCAGUUCUGACCUCUUUCAUCCAAUCAUUGGUGCCUUUACUAAGUCAGAGGGUGAUUGUGCGAAUGGAGUUUCAGAUCUUUGCUCUCAUCAGCAGGAUGUGGAAUAUAACCCCCCCACUGGACUAGCAGACAGGUGGAGGGGGAGUCUUGCUAACACACCUCAUUGGAGUGACUAGCAGGAGAAGUGGAGUUAGACGAAGACCAUCAUGUCACCCAUUUUUUUUUUCUUUUUCUUUUUUAAACAGAAAAUGUGCAGGUCACUCUGGUCUAUGCAGGUAUUUGAACUGUUGCCGCUGACCAGUGCAUUCUGGGAAAAGGGAACAAGAAGCUGUCCUAGUCAUGUGUCUCCCUUGGCGUGGGAGAUUUAUGGCCACAAUGGUGUUGUACAAUCAUGCAGUCCACCACGCAGAGGACUAAACCUGCUGUUCAUCUUUCUCCCUCUUUCUUUUCUCUCUCAUCCCGAGGCCUCUCUUCUUAAUCUUACUUUUUAUCUAGAAAUCUUCUUAAACUGAUUCAGUUACUUCUACAGAGUUGGUUCUCUCUAAUUUACUGUCCUUUUCUACAAGUCAGUUUGCUUGAUUAGAUGCUGUUUAUCUCGAAAAUUCACUGCAAGUUUAUACAAAUAUAGUUUUUUUUUUUUUUAGAGACAGCGCUCACCUGUUUCUUCUCUUUUGGGGGCCAUAAUAAUCCUUGCACUGCACUGAUAUUUGCAUUUAGCAUUUGUAUGAAAUGGAUGAUGCUUUCAGAUAAUGGAUUGUCUGUCUGUACAUGGUAUAUGCAGCCUUCAGGUACACUGCGCAGUGUAGCUGUGCUAAGGCUCUGCUGGCCUUCUUUUGGCAAAUGAAAACCUACAGUUGUUGCAAUAAAGUCGUUUCUAAGUCACGCCAUGUCCGCAUGCCAGAUGAGUUUCAAUGCACAUGAUUUUUUGUUGGCUUUUUGUUAGGUGAUGUAUACUGAAGCUUAUUUUUGGUAAUGACUGUAAAAAGUGUGGUUUUCAUCAUGUAUCAGUUGAAAAAAAAUGUCUUAUUUUUGUGUGUGUGUGUGUGUGUGUGUGUGUGUGUGGCUUGCUAAUUGUUUAAAGUUUAAUGAAAGGGUAUUUUAAUUUUCUGCUCAGUCUCCUUCAGAACACAGUGCAUGCAGUCAUGAUCAGUCUGCACUUUUUAUAUGAGAGAAAUACUGUAAAUUAAAGUAUAUGAGUGCAACCUGAA
Alosa sapidissima (American shad) is the source of this 2286-nucleotide messenger RNA. It is a transcript of the gene bri3, whose product is annotated as brain protein I3. Lineage: Eukaryota; Metazoa; Chordata; Actinopteri; Clupeiformes; Clupeidae. The transcript is spliced from 3 exons. Bases 398 to 826 code for a protein of 142 amino acids. The record is from RefSeq and is a predicted model, not a curated record.